UACACACAAUGGGCUAACCCAGCCACCUGCUACUUUCAUCUCAUCACCUUAGGACUGAUCAUCAAUGUUACACUCCUUUCAGUACUUGAUCCAACUUGACAACAUAACUCAUAGCAGGACCUCUUUUCAAUCUCUCACGUGAACAAUGUUCUUCCACCUGAUGUGUGUGGCACUGCUGGGCUGCUGUCUCUCCAUAUCGACAGCAAGCAUUUCUUACCCAAAAACCCUGCCAUGUGAUGUUAGUGUGACCAGCAACGGCAGUGUGGUGAAGGUGGACUGCACUGAGAGAAGCCUAAAAGAUAUCCCCCCUGGCAUCCCCAGAGACACUACCAAUCUGACGCUCACCAUCAACCAUAUUCCUAAAUUAAACUCCACCUCUUUUCACGGUCUGGAGAACCUGACUGAGAUUGACAUGAGGUGCAACUGUGUGCCCAUCAAAAUCGGCCCCAAGGACCGCAUGUGCACUGCCAGUGUGACAAUAGAGGAAAAUACCUUUACCAGCCUGAGGAAUCUGCGAGCGCUGUAUCUAGAUGGGAAUCAGCUCUACAGUAUACCUAAAGGCCUGCCUUCAAAUCUGAUCCUGCUGAGUUUGGAAGUGAAUCACAUUUAUUAUAUUUCCAAAGCAAACCUCUCCGAGAUCAGAAAUGUUGAGAUGCUUUACCUCAGUCAAAAUUGCUAUUAUCGUAACCCAUGUAAUGUUUCCUAUGAUAUAGAGGAUGGUGCAUUUUUACAGCUUAACAAUUUAACAUUGUUAUGUCUUAAAUCAAAUAACUUAUCCUUUAUUCCACAUCAAUUACCCACAAGUCUGAAGGAGUUGUACCUCUACAACAAUAACAUUGAAAAAGUCACUGAUGAGGAUUUCAAAAACCUAACUAACCUUGAGAUUCUAGAUAUUAGUGGAAACUGUCCUCGGUGUUACAAUGCUCCUUUCCCAUGCACACCGUGUCCAAAUAACUCACCACUUAAUAUCAGCAAGACUGCUUUUAAAAUGUUGACAAAACUAAAGACGCUGCGCCUGCACAGUAACUCUCUGACUUGUGUGCCAGCUGAGUGGUUUGCCAGCACCACAGAGCUUAGAGUGCUUGAUCUCUCAUCAAACUUUUUAGCAAGAGAGAUAGGAGUCACCACCUUCCCACAUUUCCUGGGCAAACUGGAAGAACUGGACCUUUCAUUUAACUAUGAACUUCAGAGGUACCCCCAAACACUGAGACUGAGCUGCAAUUUCUCCUCCCUCAAAUCCCUUAGAAUUCUCAGACUAAAGGGCUUUGUGUUUCAGCAGCUAAAGCCAGAGAGCAUUGCUCCUUUAAAACCUCUUACAAACUUGGAGGUUGUAGAUCUGGGUACAAACUUCAUUAAAAUGACAAACCUUAGCAUUCUGAUGGAGUUAAAAAGCUUUAAAAUAAUCAGUCUGUCUGACAACAAAAUAUCUUCCCCCUCUGACGGCCAAGAUGCUGUUGGUUUCUCUGGAGGAGAGCCCUUGUACUGGUCUCCCAUGUCGGGUGCUGCUCAGUACCAAAGUAAGGAAGUGAGAGAGAUUCAUUACUUCAGAUAUGAUGAAUAUGCACGCAGCUGCAAAUACAAAGAUAAAGAACUUGGAGUUGUUACAUCCUUUGUCAAAAGGCAGUGCAGUGAGUUUGGCAAAACCCUGGAUGUGAGCAGAAACAACAUAUUCUUCCUGCAUUCAAGAUUUUUAAAUCUUAGAGAGCUGAGAUGCCUCAAUCUGUCUGGGAAUGCAAUGAGCCAAAGUCUGAAUGGCUCUGAAUUUACCUAUCUGACUAAUUUACAAUAUCUGGACUUCUCCUCAAAUCGCCUGGACCUGCUCUACUCCACUGCAUUUCAAGAGCUGAAAAAUCUGGUCAUCUUGGAUAUAAGUAACAACAACCAUUAUUUUGAGUCUGAGGGCUUGACUCACAUGCUUAAUUUCACUAGAAAUUUGAAAAAUCUCAAGAUAUUGCUGAUGAAUCACAACAAGAUCUCUACUUCCACUAACACAGAGCUGGAGAGUCAAUCUCUAGAGAGGUUAGAGUUCAGAGAUAACCGGUUAGAUAUGUUGUGGAGAGAUGGGGACAUCAGAUAUGUCAAUUAUUUCAAGAAAUUACUUAAUCUGACUGUCCUUGACAUCUCUUAUAACAACCUCAAUUUCAUUCCACAGGAAGUGUUCCGUGGUCUGCCAGACAAACUGUCUGAGCUCUACAUCAAAAACAACAAACUAACAUACUUUGAUUGGGAGAAGCUUCAACUUCUACAUUCUUUGCAAGUCUUAGAUCUCAGUGGAAACAGCUUAACUGAUGUUCCAUCCAUACUGUCAAACUGUACCAAAUCUCUCAAGAAGCUCAUUUUACAUAAGAACCAAAUCCUAAAACUCACGCCAGAUUUCCUUAAGGAUGCCUACAUUUUAAAAUAUCUGGAUCUUAGUUUUAACCACAUACAGCACAUUGAGAAAUCUAGCUUUCCAGAUGAUGUUGUUAAUAAGAUGGACAUGCUGCUUCUGCACAAAAACAGAUUUGUGUGCACUUGCAACGCCACUUGGUUUAUCAAAUGGCUCAACCAAACCAAAGUGACCAUCCCCAGGCUGGCCACAGAUGUCACCUGUGCCACUCCGGGGGCACAAAGAGGUCAUCCCGUGAUCUCAGUGGACCUGCUGGCCUGCCAGUACAGCUACCUGUCAAUCAUCCUCUACAUCCUCAUGACUUCCCUUGUCCUCAGCUUCCUCACCCUGUCCAUCUCUAGCCAUCUCUUCCUGUGGGACGUCUGGUACAUCUACCACUUCUGCAGGGCCAAGCUCAAAGGCUAUGACCGCCUGUACUCCCAAAGCUCUGUCUAUGAUGCCUUUGUGAUAUAUGACAAGGAGGAUCCUGAGGUGUCAGAGUGGGUGAUGAAGGAAAUGUGCGUUCAUCUGGAGGACCGCGGAGACCGCCUCCUGACACUGUGUCUGGAGGAACGGGACUGGAUCCCUGGAUGUCCCCUGAUCGACAAUCUCUCCCAGAGCAUUCACAAGAGCAAGAGGACCGUGUUCAUUCUCACCGGCAAAUACAUUAAAAGUGGAAACUUCAAGACAGCUUUCUACAUGGCUAACCAAAGGCUAAUGGAUGAAAAAAAUGAUGUUAUCGUACUGAUCUUCUUGGAGAAAGUGCCUUGCAAUUCAAAGUACCUAAGAUUAAGGAAGAGACUGUAUAAGCGGUCUGUGCUGGAGUGGCCAACAAACCCUCAAGCCCAGCCGUACUUCUGGUUCAGCCUGAGAAGUGUAUUAGUAACGGAAAGUCACAAACAAUACAACAACCUCUUCAAAGAGACACUGUAAGUGAAACAAUAUGCUGUAACGCACAGUUCCUUCUUUAAUUUUUGAUUGCUCUUAAUGUACUUCUGUAUAUGAAUUAUAAUGUGAACAUCUCAUUUAAAUGUAAGAAAAAGAAAAUGAUUGUAAUAUUAAUGACUAAUUGUGUGCUGAUUUUAAAUUCCCUGUUUCACCUCACUCAUUAGAGAACUGGCUGGCACUAUUUGCCAUUUCCUCAGAGGAUUAUAAUUUUAAUUUUGUCUGAGAUGGCAAUGAAACUGCCAACACAUCAUGAAACAGGGAAAUGAAACAGAUGUACUUCCUCAAUUCACAUGCUACUUCUGUCCCAGAGACUAUCUUGUUGUGAGAACCAGCCAGUUCAUUGCUUUUGUGAUUGACUUUAUGUUUGAGCAACAGAUGGAUUAUUUUUUAAAUGUGUGCUGUAUAUUAAAGAUGAAGAACACAGAGAUUGAGUAGGGUAUUUCGACUUGACUUGAUGACACACGAGACAGGCACAGUUUUAUAGUUAUAGUUAAUUUUCAAUUUUACCUGAAAGUGCCAGAAAGUCACCUGUUUUCAAGACAUUCAUUUAAGGAUCAUAAGGAAUCAAUACAGUACAUACACAAUGGUGAGUUUUAUUGAUACAGGUUUCGCUGUACUUUUUUAAGCUUUGCUCUAUGUAUAGCAGAUAAUAGAUUUAUCUACUCAAAAUUAACUAAAUGUUCUACUCAUCAGACUUCUUCAGGAUGUGUUAUGGAUUUACUAGUUACCUGCAUGUGCUUUUUAAUUGGAUGUUUCUGUAAUAUAAGAACUUUACAGCACGAGAUAAUACUUGGACUAACUGUGUAUACUUUUAUUUGACUCCAAAAACUUUGACUCAUUGAAAACUGUUUUGCAUUUGUGAUAAUGGAGUGUUCUACAGUAAAUAUGGUACAUUAAAGUUUACUCACAACUGUGUGGGAAAAAAACUA
Molecule: messenger RNA, 4245 nt
Organism: Siniperca chuatsi (mandarin fish)
Lineage: Eukaryota; Metazoa; Chordata; Actinopteri; Centrarchiformes; Sinipercidae
Gene: tlr7
Product: toll-like receptor 7
Exons: 2
Coding region: 146-3301 (1051 amino acids)
Biological process (GO): canonical NF-kappaB signal transduction; defense response to virus; toll-like receptor signaling pathway
Cellular component (GO): plasma membrane
Molecular function (GO): protein binding; pattern recognition receptor activity
Source: RefSeq, a predicted model, not a curated record